This is a messenger RNA of Knipowitschia caucasica, 1887 nucleotides long. The record is from the annotation of a GenBank genome assembly. NCBI's taxonomy places the organism in Eukaryota, Metazoa, Chordata, Actinopteri, Gobiiformes, Gobiidae.
AUGAGAGGGAGGAGCGCUCCUACCGGUCACCUCCGACCAGGAGCGGAGCUGAUGGCCUUCCUGCAGCUGACCACCUGCUGCUGCCUCCGCUCCUGCUCCAAUAACUUAAUGAGCUCUUCAUUCCAAUCUCGCUUCCUCUCCUGGAUAGCUCGCUCCCGAAGUGUGCUCCCGGGAGACGCUACAGCAGGCACCGCGGCCUCUCCCGGCUCUCCCACGCCCCCCAUGGAGAGGCCCCUGAAGGCGGGCUGGCUCAAGAAGCAACAGCGAUCUCUGGUGAAGAAUUGGCAGCAGAGGUAUUUUGUGCUCAGGGGAAGCACGCUGACCUACCACAAGGACGACAAGGAGACGGCCAUACAGGGAGUGGUGCAGCUGCGCUUCAGUAAAGUCCAGGAGCUGCCUCCAAACACAGAUGACUUCUCCAGGUUCCUGUUCCAGAUCAUCCCACGCUCCAAAGGCGACAGGGAGAGAUGUUCCCUUGUGCUGAUGGCAAACUCCCAGAGCGACAUGGACGAGUGGCUCCGCAUGCUGCGCAGGGCCAUCGGAGCACCCUCAAGUGGAGUAUUUGGCCGCAGCCUGGGGGAUCUGCUGGCCUCAGACCAGCAGUCAGGCCCCCACCUGGUGCCGGUGCUGGUGAAGAAGUGUGCAGAGUUCAUCCAGGAGCGGGGCCUGAGAGAGGAGGGCAUCUUCAGGCUCCCGGGACAGGACAACGCUGUCAGGAUGUUCCGGGAUGCUUUCGACGCCGGAGAGAGACCCUCCUUCCCCAGUGACACUGAUGUCCACACGGUGGCGUCUCUGCUUAAACUGUACCUGCGGGAGCUUCCAGAGCCGGUGAUUCCCUGGAGCCAGUACCAGAACUUCCUGGACUGCACUCAGACCCUGGACUGCCCUGGUCAGCCGGGUUGGGAGAAGUUGGACAGACAGAUCUCCCUUCUCCCUCGUGUUAACUACUCGCUCCUCAGUUACAUCUGCAGAUUCCUGUUUGAGGUCCAGCUUCACUCAAAAGUGAACAAGAUGAAUGUGGAAAACCUGGCUACAGUGAUGGGCAUCAACCUCCUGAAGCCACAGAUAGAAGACCCCAUCACAGUCAUGAGAGCGACUCCUCAGAUCCAGAAGUUAAUGACGAUGUUGAUUGGACACCAUGAGGUCCUGUUCCCCUCCUCCAAAGACCAGCUUCCCUCUCCUCCUCCCGACAAGAGUGAAAGCCACAAGAACUCUCCCCGGAGCUUUGUGGGCUGGGAGUCCACAGAGCACUGCAACACCUCUCUAUCCGAGUCCCCCGAGGAGGAGGAGGACCAGGACAGCCCCGGGCCUCUCAGACUCAACACUCCUGCUCCAGUUUCCCCCCUGGACCACGAGGCCAUGGAAGUCCCCCGCAAGCGCACCCAGACCUUACCCGUCUUCAGCUGCCCUCUGACGGGGAUGGCAGCCAAAGCCGGGGCCCUGAACCGCUGGAGCCGCAUCCAAGAGAGCUUGGAGGACAGGAACGUCACUUUCUCUGAAGACAUUUUUAAAAUCUUAGACCUCAAAACAUCAGGCUUGUUAUUUCAGACGAAUACUAUACGUGAUAUUGAGGAGGAGGUGAAGAGAAGACCUGGGACAUGUGGGGAGCAAGAUGGGAUAACUCUUAUAGAAGCUGGGAAAGAACCAAACAACUGUGUUCAGCCGCCUGUUCAAAGCCCGACACAUUCCAAAAGUAAUGGAAGACACGCUGACACAAUCCAAGGAGCCAACAAUGGUGAGGAUAAGAGAAGUCCGGCGGAGCUCAUAGACUGUCUGCAGAAGGAGAACGCUGAGCUCAGGGUGACUGUGGCAGAGCUGCGGUCAGAGCUGGAGACAGAGCGCCGCUGUGUGGUCGCUCUGAAAAAGUGUCUCAAACAAGCAUCCUAA